Alosa alosa (allis shad) is the source of this 3804-nucleotide messenger RNA. Its product is annotated as protein NLRC3-like. Gene Ontology annotation, molecular function: protein binding. The transcript has 10 exons. NCBI's taxonomy places the organism in Eukaryota, Metazoa, Chordata, Actinopteri, Clupeiformes, Clupeidae. The record is from RefSeq and is a predicted model, not a curated record. The coding region runs from base 184 to 3519 and encodes 1111 amino acids.
CUGGUCUUAGAACAAGAAAAACAACAUUCUGUGUAUAUGUGCGUAACACUUACAGUCAAAUGAGGAAACACACUUCCAGAAACACACAUCAAUAGCAUCAACACAGUUAAGCGCUAUGAUCUCGUUACAAGCCUCAAUAUAGGAUCUUAUCUGCACAAGUUUAUCGUAGGGACUGACUCCAAAAUGGAUCAGCCUGGUCAUCGUGGGCAUGUGGGAACAAUUUCUAAACUGAGUCCAUCUGAGAGGGGAGACCAUGAGGCUCAUGGUCCAGGUCAGACACAGAGAUCCGUAUCUCCUGCACCCAGUGACCUGCCUCCUAUAUUUGGUGGAGAGGAUGCUGACGCUAACCAAAGAUUAAAGGCAGAGCCGGCCCAUCCUCACUCAGAGGAGUAUGCGGAGGCUGGCACAGCUUGUGGGGUCGAGGGACACACCAAGAGACCUGUAUCUCCAGCACCCAGCUUCCAGUCCAUAGAGCUUCCUCCUUUUCUCGGUGGAGAGGCUUCAACUUCAGAUGAAAAAUUGAGAACUGUGCCAACCACAUACGUACAAGUGGCCCCUUUGGACGAGGCACAAUUAAACAUGAACUGUCCUCUUCUGUGUGGUAAGGCUGGAGUUUGUUUACAUUGGAAAGAGGAUAUCUUGCAGAGAGUCAAGACUGACCAUAAAGCCAGCAUGAAAAAGAGGUUUGAGCACAUAUGCGAGGGAAACAUUAAUAUAACUCAUCCAACUCCCCUGAAUAGCAUAUUCACACCCCUCUACAUUACUGAGCGACGUUGGGAAAAAGUUAAUACACACGAAGUUCGUCUAAUAGAACAAUCAAGAAGACAAACACAAGACACUGAAAUUGACUGCAAUAACAUCUUUAAACCACUGACUGAAGAAGACAAGGAUAUCAGAAUCGUUCUAACCAAGGGGAUUGCUGGCAUUGGGAAAACUGUGUCUGUGCAGAAAUUCAUCCUUGAUUGGGCAGAGGGCAAGGCAAACCAUGAUAUAGAUUUCAUAUUUGUGCUCCCUUUCCGGGAAAUAAAUUUGAUUACAGAUAACCAGUUCUCUUUUCGCCAACUUCUCUCUGAAUUCCACUCUGCCUUGAAACAGCUAACUAAUAGCAAGAACAUUUACGAGAGGUGCAGUUUGGUGAUUAUCUUUGAUGGGCUGGAUGAAAGCAGAAUAACAUUGGACUUUACCAGUGAUCAAGCCCUGAAACUCCAUGAUGUUUCACAGAUAUCCUCAGUUGGCGAUCUGAUAGCAAACCUGAUCCAGGGGAAUCUUCUCCCAUCAGCUCACAUAUGGAUCACAUCAAGACCAGCAGCAGCUGGACAGAUCCCUGGUCAGUUCAUCAGUCGUAUGACUGAGGUGCGUGGAUUUACUGACCCACAGAAAGAUGAGUACUUUCGAAAGAAAAUAAGUGAUCAGACUCAGGCCAACCAAAUCAUCUCACACAUUAAGACAUCAAGAAGCCUUCACUUUAUGUGCCACAUACCAGUUGUCAGUUGGAUCUCUUCCAUUGUGCUUCAAGAAGUCUUCCAAAACAACAGGGAACAAAUACCCCAAACUCUUACUGAGAUAUUCACCCAUUUCUUAAUCAUUCAGAUGAACAUGAAGAGCCAGAAAUUUUGGGAAAUGGAAGACGGUGCUCCUAGUAGCAAAGUUCUUGAGGCAAACAAAGAUGUAAUUUUGAAGUUAGCAGAACUAGCAUUCACACAACUGGAGAAAGGAAAUCUGUUGUUCUAUGAGGAGGACCUUGAGGAAUGCGGCAUCAAUGUCACUGAGGCCUCAGUGUACAGUGGUUUGUGUACAGAACUUUUCAGGGAAGAACGUGUAUUUAGGCAAAAAAAGGUCUUCUGUUUUGUUCACCUCUCGAUUCAGGAGUUUCUUGCUGCUCUUUAUGCAUUUUACUCCUAUGUGAACAGAAACUUCAAAGCUCUGAAGUCUCUCCUCACUGGUUGGGAGAGACAGCACUUCCUGGAAACGCUGCUGAAGGAUGCUGUGGACAAGUCCUUGGAGAGUGAAGAUGGACACUGGGACCUGUUUGUGCGGUUUCUUUUGGGACUCUCACUGGAGUCAAACCAGAGGCUCCUACAGGGCCUGCUAACACAAACAGUGAGCAGCUCAGAGAGCAUUGAGAAAACCAUCAAAUAUACCAAAGAAAUUAUCCGCUACAAAGACAUCAAGGAACGGUGCAUGAAUCUCUUGCUUUGCUUGCUUGAAAUGAAUGACAAUUCCUUGCACACAGAGAUUCAAGAGUACCUGGAGUCUGGAAAAGAACUCUUUUCUUCUCACUGCUCAGUACUGGCCUAUACGAUUCUUGUCUCAGAAGAUGUACUCGAUGAACUUGACCUUCAGAAGUACACCACAACCAGUGAAGGUCGUGGACGGCUACUGGGAGCUGUGAGUGGCUGCAGAAAGGCGCGUCUGAUUGGCUGCCGUCUCACAAGCAAGUUCCUUAAGACAGUGACCUCAGCUCUUCAGUCAGAAACCUCUCAGUUAAGGCAUCUAAAUCUGAGUUACAAUGACCUAAAAGACUUGCAAAAUGAGCUCCUUAAUGCCAUCAAGUCUGAACAUUGCAAACUGGAAACACUUAUGCUAAAUUGUUGUGAACUGAAAGAGGAUUUCUGUGGCUUCAUAAGCUCCCUGCUCAAGUCAGAACACACAUGCUUGAAAGAGCUCGAUCUGAGCAACAAUGAUCUUUGUGAUGCAGGAGUAGAACAACUCUCAAAUGGGCUUAUGUCUCCCAAUUGUAAAGUUGAAGUUCUCAUGCUCUCAGGUUGUCUUGUAUCAGAGAGGGGUUUUGAAGUUUUAGCCUCAGUUCUAGAGUCCAACCAUUCCAACCUCAGAGAGCUGGAUUUGAGCUACAAUCACCCAAGUGAAACUGCAGUCUCACACAUCUCCUCUCUGGAACAGAACAAAGGCUAUAAACUGACAUCACUUAAUGUUUCUGUGAGAAUACACGUGAUCGUCCAAGUAACUGUACAGACGGACAGCUGUCCAAAUGCCUGUGAGCUCACAAUGGACCCAAACACACCACACAAAGACAUAGCUCUGUCCAAGAAGGACACCAAGGCCAAACGAGGGAUCAUGCAACUAUACCCUCCCCACGAAGAGCGGUUCGAGGUCUUUGAACAAGUGCUGUGCAGAGAGGGUCUGACUGGACGCCGCUACUGGGAGGCUGAGUGGGGUCACAAAGGAGCGGCUAUUGCAGUGGCAUACAGAGGCAUAGAGAGGAAAGGAAAGGUUGACAGCGAGUUUGGAUCAAAUGACAAAUCCUGGAGUUUGAUGUGCUGUGAUAAUGUUUACAUUGUUAAGCACAAUGGUAAAAAUAUUGACAUACCAGUGCCACCGUCCAACCGAAACUGUAUAGGUGUGUAUCUGGACUGGCCAGCGGGAACAUUGUCUUUCUACAAAGUCUCUAAUGACACACAGGUGCAUUUGCACACUUUUUGUACAACAUUUACUGAGCCUGUGUAUCCAGGGUUUGGACUUGAAUAUGAUUCAUCUCUAUCUCUUUGUGAAAUUAAGUAGUUUUCUUCAUGAAGGUAUGCCAGGCAACCAUUUAUAAGAGUUUGUAUAUAUGUUUCUUUGUAUGUAUGUAUGUAUGUCAUUUGUACUGUGGCCGUUAUCAUGGCUACUGCAUGUGUAAUUUCAUCAAGGGCUAACCUCUAUUAGAUUCUAGGUCAUUUUCGAGUUCAUGUCUCCACUUGUCUCAAAAAUUAAACUUGUGUCUUAUGUCUUCCCAUCAAACAAGUUUGUUUAUCUGAUGAAGACCAAGUGUCUAAAUGUUGCCAAAUAAACAGAGUGUGAACGCUG